This is a messenger RNA of Symbiodinium natans, 870 nucleotides long. The record is from the annotation of a GenBank genome assembly. Lineage: Eukaryota; Dinophyceae; Suessiales; Symbiodiniaceae.
AUGGCGCAGCUCCGGCGAAGCUGCUUUCUUUGUGAGGGCAGUCCUGUGGGUGCAGAGCUGAGAGAACUGAAUGACUGGCUGGCAGAGGCCAACUUCCAAGGGGGCCGCGGUGCAUUAGAAGGUCUGGAGGUGCACAUGAAGCAAGUUUUAACAUGGCCGGAGGAUGUGGUACUCUUCUUGGCCUUGCCUAAGCGCAUGGCAGCUGCUCGGGACAAGAUCGAGAAGGUCGUGAACCUCAGGGCGAGCAACUCCCUGUGUGUUCUGCUCAUCUUUUCCGAAACCAGCAACAGCCCGGAUCCUUCUGUCAGCCCUCCGGGCCAGAUGAACAAGAAAGACGAGCUGCAAGCCAAGGAAUUGCGACCCUACCGUCAUAGCAAGGCGGAGUUUAGCUACUUGGUGGUUUCAGACUUGGGGCGUCUUCUUGCCCUUUGGAGAAAGCUCCAGGCCACACGGGGCCACGAUCUCUCGAGCUUGUUGACGGAGGCCGGCAAGGAAGAGAACGUGCUAGAGCACCUGGAAACGACAGCUAUGACAAGCUUCACAUCCCUGGUCGUGACCUUCGGCUCUUCUUGUGAUGCCUGCGGCACCCUGGAGGAUGCGGUGCGGACCGGGCACCUCACGUGCGUGCAGCAUCUGCUGGCGAGGGGUCGGGAGGUGCCGUCUGCGGAGCUCUCGCCCCUACACCUGGCGGUUCUGAAAGCUGGGCGGAAGAAGGCUGAGGUCUUUGGCAAGAUGGCGAAGCUCCUCUUGGCAGCCAAGCAUGAUCCCGGUCCUCCCCACCUCUUUGGGCAUCAGCCCGUUGCACUGGGCCGCUGGCUACGGGCAAUCCACCCUUGUGUGGACCAUGUUGCACUUAGAAGGCACUGGUGA